CCCAAAGCUCGAGCUGUCGUUUUAUAUGUUACUUUGCUGCGUACAGCACACGCAGGCUUUACAGUGCACAGUCGAGCGUCGAGCCGAUUUAGUUUCCAAUCCGUUUGCGUUUAGGCCAGACUUGCCUAUUAGAAGUUGAUUUUGACCGAAGGAAAAGCGGUAACAAUGAGGGAAAUCGUCCAUCUGCAAGCCGGCCAAUGCGGUAACCAAGUCGGCGCUAAGUUUUGGGAAGUAAUUUCCGCCGAGCACGGCAUAGAUCCUUCCGGAACGUAUACAGGAAACAGCAACUUGCAACUAGAGAGAAUUAAUGUCUACUACAACGAAGCAUCGGUGGCCUCGGCCGGAGAUGGCGGCAAGUACGUGCCCAGGGCGAUCCUGCUGGACCUGGAGCCGGGCACCAUGGACGCGGUGCGUUCAGGCCAAUACGGGCGGCUCUUCCGCCCCGACAACUUCGUCUUCGGGCAAUCCGGAGCCGGCAACAACUGGGCCAAGGGCCAUUACACCGAAGGCGCCGAGCUGGUGGACGCCGUCCUCGACGUCGUCCGCAAGGAGGCGGAGAACUGCGAUUGCCUGCAGGGCUUCCAGCUGACGCACUCCCUCGGAGGCGGCACCGGAUCGGGCAUGGGAACUUUGUUGAUAUCGAAAAUCAGGGAGGAAUACCCCGAUAGGAUAAUGAACACUUAUUCGGUAAUGCCGAGUCCCAAAGUAUCGGACACGGUCGUCGAACCGUACAAUGCCACAUUAUCCGUUCAUCAGUUAGUCGAAAAUACCGAUGAAACCUAUUGUAUAGACAACGAAGCGUUAUACGACAUUUGCUUCAGAACGUUGAAGGUUCCGAAUCCGAGCUACGGCGAUCUGAACCACUUGGUGUCUCUCACCAUGUCCGGCGUGACGACCUGCCUCAGAUUCCCCGGUCAAUUGAACGCUGAUCUGAGGAAAUUGGCCGUCAACAUGGUACCCUUCCCGCGUUUGCACUUCUUCAUGCCCGGCUUCGCUCCUCUCACCUCCAGAGGCAACGUCCAGUACAGGGCCCUCACCGUGCCGGAGCUCACCCAGCAAAUGUUCGACUCCAAGAACAUGAUGGCCGCCUGCGAUCCCAGGCACGGCCGGUACCUCACCGUCGCCGCCGUCUUCAGAGGUCGUAUGUCGAUGAAGGAAGUGGACGAGCAAAUGUUGGCCGUUCAGAACAAGAACAGCAGUUACUUCGUGGAGUGGAUUCCCAACAACGUGAAGACGGCGGUGUGCGAUAUACCGCCCGUUGGUUUGAAAAUGUCCGCUACGUUUAUAGGCAACACCACCGCCAUACAGGAGCUGUUCAAGAGGAUCUCCGAGCAAUUCGCCGCCAUGUUUCGACGAAAAGCCUUCUUGCACUGGUAUACGGGCGAAGGUAUGGAUGAAAUGGAAUUCACGGAAGCGGAAUCGAACAUGAACGAUUUGAUAUCGGAGUAUCAGCAGUACCAGGAGGCAACGGUAGAUGAGGAUUACGAAGCGGAAGAGGAACCUGCCGCCGAUGAUUUUAAUUGUUAAAUUCUACAGUUGGUUUAAUGGAUAGAAGGAAAUCGUUUAAAAUUUAUAAGUAACUUAAGAUAUAUUGAAAAAAAUUCAUCUUUUGUAACAUGCUCGAGUGUUGUUAACUAGUCCUUUUUUUUGUUGUUAAUUAGGAAAUAUUUUUAUCUCAGUGCGAAGUUAAAUGUAGUUUAGUUUAGUAAUAUUUAUCGAAACACGUAUACGGACUUUUAAGGAGUUUGAAGCGAUUAUGUUAAUAGAGAGGAAACUCGUGUUUCGUUUAUGAAGCAUGUUACAGACGAUAUUUAUUUGCAUUUAUUUCGUAUCACAUUACACAUUUUUAGAUUAUAUUAUUUUAUAUUGAAAAAAAUUUCAUUAAAGACUGGACAAUUUAUACAUAUCAGUUUUUUUAAUUAUCCCAAGAUUAAG
Messenger RNA from Phyllotreta striolata, 1935 nucleotides. Lineage: Eukaryota; Metazoa; Arthropoda; Insecta; Coleoptera; Chrysomelidae. The record is from the annotation of a GenBank genome assembly.